This is a messenger RNA of Elephantulus edwardii (Cape elephant shrew), 357 nucleotides long. Its product is annotated as small nuclear ribonucleoprotein Sm D2-like. NCBI's taxonomy places the organism in Eukaryota, Metazoa, Chordata, Mammalia, Macroscelidea, Macroscelididae. The record is from RefSeq and is a predicted model, not a curated record. The transcript has 2 exons. Gene Ontology annotation, cellular component: U5 snRNP; precatalytic spliceosome; catalytic step 2 spliceosome. Gene Ontology annotation, biological process: RNA splicing; spliceosomal snRNP assembly. Gene Ontology annotation, molecular function: RNA binding. The coding region runs from base 1 to 357 and encodes 118 amino acids.
AUGAGCCUGCUCCCUGUGCUCACACAGUCGGUCAAGAACAACACCCAAGUGCUCAUCCACUGUCUCAACAAGAAGCUCCUGGGCCGCGUGAAGGCCUUCGACAGGCACUGCAACAUGGUGCUGGAGAACGUGAAAGAGAUGUGGACCGAGGUCCCCAAGAGUGGCAAAGGCAAGAAGUCCAAGCCCGUCAACAAGGACCACUACAUCUCUAAGAUGUUCCUGCGUGGGGACUCGGUCAUCGUGGUCCUAAGGAACCGCCCUAUCACCGUUAAGUAUGGCUGCCCCCACCUCUACAGCCCUGCUCCACAGCUGCCUCCUGCCGCCCCUGAACAUCUGCCCCGUCCGUCCAACGCCUAG